ACGCAGCGCACCUUCGGGCAAAAGAAAAAAAGGUAGUAAAAUAAAAAAAAAAAGAAAACAAGAUCAUUCCCCGAUCACCAACCGACGAAACCCGCACCCACUCCUCCGGCCACCGACGCCGCAGCCGGCGGCGCAGAGAGGGGAGAUCCACGCCGCCGCGAUGGGCCGCAAGCGCGCGCUCCUGGUGGGCAUCAACUACCCAGGCACCAAGGCUGAGCUCAAGGGCUGCCACAACGAUGUGGACCGCAUGCACCGCUGCCUCGUCGACCGCUUCGGCUUCGACGAGGAUGACAUCCGCGUCCUCCUCGACCGCGACUCCUCCGGGACGCAGCCCACCGGCGCCAACAUCCGCCGGGCGCUGGCGCAGCUCGUCGGGGACGCGCGCCCCGGGGACUUCCUCUUCUUCCACUACAGCGGCCACGGCACCCGUCUGCCCGCCGAGACAGGGCAGAACGACGACACCGGCUAUGACGAGUGCAUCGUUCCCAGCGACAUGAACCUUAUCACAGAUCAAGAUUUCAGAGAACUUGUGCAAAAGGUGCCCAAUGGUUGCUUAUUUACCAUCGUCUCUGAUUCUUGCCACAGUGGUGGCCUAUUGGACAGCGCCAAGGAGCAGAUAGGUAAUAGUACCAGGCAGAAUCAAACCCAGUCCCGUGAACGCGAAGAGCCUUCUGAUUCUGGCAGUGGUUUCCGGUCAUUUCUCAAAGAAACUGUUCGGGACGUGUUUGAGUCUGAGGGAAUCCACCUCCCUCGUAGUCGCCAUAGCCAGAGCCACUAUGGAGGUGAGGACCAGUAUGAGACAUACGCUCAACCAACUGAUGGCCACACUAAAAAUCGGUCACUGCCACUUUCAACUCUUAUUGAGAUGCUUAAGGAGAAAACUGGGAAGGAUGACAUUGAUGUGGGCUCAAUUCGUAUGACAUUGUUCAACAUCUUUGGAGAUGAUGCUAGCCCAAAGGUCAAGAAAUUCAUGAAAGUCAUGCUUGGGAAAUUCCAGCAAGGCCAAUCAGGCGAACAGGGUGGUCUCAUGGGAAUGGUUGGCUCCCUGGCUCAAGAGUUUCUGAAGGUUAAGCUUGAAGGCAACGAGGAAGAAGCUUUCAAGCCAGCUAUAGAACAAGAGGUUCACAGUGUUGACGAGGUGUAUGCUGGGACUAAGACAUGGGCACCUAACAACGGCAUUCUGAUCAGUGGGUGCCAAAGUAAUCAAACAUCAGCCGAUGCAACCACACCGCAGGGUUCUUCAUAUGGUGCCCUCAGCAAUGCUAUCCAGACCAUUCUUGCAGACAAGCGCGGAAAUGUGUCAAACAAGGACCUUGUGAUGAAAGCACGGUCAUUGCUGGCUAAGCAAGGAUACACUCAGCAGCCUGGACUUUACUGCAGCGAUGACCAUGUUCAUGUGUCUUUUAUAUGCUGAAACAUGUAUCAUUACACUUUAUGGUGUUCUCUUUUUUUUUUUUUUGUGUUGAGCUGUGCAUGAGGGCUUGAAGCUUCCCUGGUAUACGUUACUGUUGCGUGUCUAUGGCAGUACCAUUUAAACGCUAUGCUUUGAUGUAGACCAUGUCUAUACUAAAAUAAGGGUGUGACUAAACAUUUAUACAUAAUAUAUGCAUAUAUAUGCAAACAAAUUUUCCUUGAGUUUUA
Oryza sativa Japonica Group (Japanese rice) is the source of this 1641-nucleotide messenger RNA. Its product is annotated as metacaspase-5. Gene Ontology annotation, molecular function: cysteine-type endopeptidase activity. NCBI's taxonomy places the organism in Eukaryota, Viridiplantae, Streptophyta, Magnoliopsida, Poales, Poaceae. Gene Ontology annotation, biological process: proteolysis. The record is from RefSeq and is a predicted model, not a curated record.